This is a messenger RNA of Octodon degus (degu), 2557 nucleotides long. RefSeq names its product RAN binding protein 3 like (gene Ranbp3l). Gene Ontology annotation, cellular component: cytoplasm; nuclear pore. Bases 495 to 1958 code for a protein of 487 amino acids. The transcript is spliced from 15 exons. Gene Ontology annotation, molecular function: GTPase activator activity. NCBI's taxonomy places the organism in Eukaryota, Metazoa, Chordata, Mammalia, Rodentia, Octodontidae. The record is from RefSeq and is a predicted model, not a curated record. Gene Ontology annotation, biological process: protein export from nucleus.
CUGUCACAGAGGGUAGAUCAGACCAGGCAAAGAAAUCAUUUGAUCGAUCCCCACAGUACUUGCUUUCCUCUCUGUAUGUAUAACUGUAGCAGUCCUCUUAAAUACUAGGGAAUUGGAUUUCACAUCAGUGGAAGGCAUUGUGCAUUGCCAAAAUUGUAAUCUAUUAGAAGUAGCUACUUUUGGAGAUCUUAUGCAAAAGGAAAGGACAGUUUCAAUUUACUUUGAAGUGAAAGAAGAACUAAAUCUAGUUUUUGCUAAUUACAUACACUUGGCAUCUUUCGAUGUGAGGGAGCUAACAUUGGUGAAUAUUUAUUUGAAGAAUCAUGUCUAGGAAAAACCUGGAAGAUUACUAGAGUAGUAAAUGUUUUACAUGCAAAGCAGGAUCUGCAUGUGAGUAUGUGGUUCUGCAUGCCUUCUGAGAACCAUUUUAGGUGACUGGCCGAGCUAAGGAAAUGUCGCUGUAAUCCUCAAACCACAGCCAGGCUGCUAGUACCAUGUCUGCUACUCAGAGGCGAGGCAGCAGCCACCUGUUCACCAGUUUGCACAUGUGUCAACAGGAGCUGUGGGAGAACCAGCAACAGCAAGAAAAAUCUGUCAUUGCUCAACCAACAUUUAUUUUUGACAAGGGAGAACAAACAUUUAAGAGACCUGCAGAAGACGCCCUGCACGAAGCAGCAGAACAUGAAUGUAAUGGAUUCUCAAGGAAGCGUGUGCGAUCUUCAUCUUUUUCUCUUCAUAACACAGAUUCUGCGUUCCGUGGAGUGUCAGCCUUGUCUCAGAAGUGCCUGAGAUCCACAUCCUUCACUGGCCUCCCAACCUUUCCCCCUUCUGGGCCAGUAAAAAAACCAAAUGUUUUUAUGACACCAACUCUAGUGCAAAGGAAUUUUUAUAUGAACAGCGCAGAACAAGGUCCUGUGAAACACUCUGAAUAUGUUCUAAGACCUGCUAUUUUGCAGCCCCCUCAAGCUCAAAGCUGUGAAAAUGUAAGAAAAAUAUUUCAGCACAGUGAAUUAGAAUCCUGCAAAAUUAACGAAAAUACAAAACAUAAGAUUUCUGAGGGGAACUCCAAUCUAUCAAGUGAAACUUCACCAACUUCCAGAAUUUCAGGCCAACAUUUUUUAGGUGCAACAUUAGUAGGAUGUUCACCAAAUGAAGAUAAAUAUGGUAGUAAAAGCUGCAGCUCCAACUUUGUUUUUGGAGAAAACAUGGUAGAAAGAGUUUUGGGCACUCAAAAAGCAGCCCAGCCUCAACUAGAAAAUGAUUCAGAUGCCAAGGAUAAAACAUUUAAAUCUAUUCUGAAAUUUCCUAUCAACUCUACAAAUUCAAGAACAGCCUCUAUUAAAAGUGGAUCUCUGAUUGAAUCAGCUGCUGCCUUCGCAUCCCAACCAUCACGAAAAUGCUUGCUGGAGAAAAUUGAUGUUGUAACAGGAGAGGAAGAAGAACACAAUGUGUUAAAGAUCAACUGCAAGCUUUUUAUACUCAACAAGGCAACACAAUCCUGGACUGAAAGGGGCAGAGGAACUCUGAGACUGAAUGACACAGCAAGCAGUGACUGUGGGACAUUGCAGUCAAGAUUAAUUAUGCGCAAUCAAGGCAGUUUAAGGCUGAUCCUCAACAGCAAACUGUGGGCUCAGAUGAAGAUUCAAAGAGCAAACCACAAAAAUUUACAAAUAACAGCUACUGAUUUCGAAGACUAUGGCAUCAAAAUAUUUUUAAUUCAGGCUGGUGCUAAAGAUACAGGAUAUCUUUACGCAGCAAUACAUCAUCGCAUUGUUGCCCUUCGAAGCUUUGAUAAUAAGCAGAAAGAUGUCAAUCAAGCUGAAAGCCAGUCAGAAAGAGUCCUCCAACAGUUGAACUAUGAAAGCUGCGAUGAAGAUGAGGAUGAUCUCAUCCAAGUCACUAAAAAUGGAUCAGAUCCUUCUAGGUGGACCCACGGCCAAUCAGUUGCUUGUUCAUGAGCACUACCUACUAUAAACAUGACGACAUCUACAAAAUGACUGGUCACCGUGUGGAAACAUCUUACCUUAAUGAGAAGAUACUAUUCAUUCCUUGAAGAAUUUUUAUAGAAAAGUUUAAGAAAUAUAGUUUUUGCCAUUUGAUUUUUUUCUUUUAUGUUUUACACUUUGAUUAUUGUAAGAAAAUGUCAAAAUUUAAUUCAUGAACUUCAGUAGGAUAAAAGAUAUCAUUCUUGAAGAAUUUAGAAUAGAAUUUGAUAAAUAACCUGGAUUAUUCAUCACAUUGAUGGAUAUAUUGCCUAAAUCUAUAAACUGCUGGAUUUGAUAAAUGUCUAAGCUUCUUUUCAGUCAUAUAUUGUUUGACUAAAAAAAACAAGUAUUUUACUAUAUUUUCAGUCACUUCUUUAAAAAGUACUAUAGUUAUGUGAUAACAUUUCAUUAAAUCAUGUUUAUCUUCUGGAAAAUAUAUAUUUUUACUUAACCUUUGGAUUUCCUAGUAACAUAAACGUAUAUUCAAGUAUGGAUUCCUGGCAACCUCCUUGGAUCCCCCUUCUUUCCUUCUCUUGAAUAGGUGUUUUCUUUCCCCCAAUAAAUAUAUUCUA